Messenger RNA from Helobdella robusta, 1023 nucleotides. RefSeq lists its product as hypothetical. The transcript is spliced from 5 exons. NCBI's taxonomy places the organism in Eukaryota, Metazoa, Annelida, Clitellata, Rhynchobdellida, Glossiphoniidae. The record is from RefSeq and is a predicted model, not a curated record. Bases 1 to 1023 code for a protein of 340 amino acids.
AUGUGCCUAAAGAUGUGUGUGUGUAUGUGUGUAAUUGGUAUGUGUGUGUGUGUACGUGUGUAUGUGAUACAAUCUGGAGCAUUACGUAGGAAUGAAGAGGAAGAUGAAGAAGUCGAUGAAGAAGAAGAUGAUGACGAUGAAGAAGAUGAUGACAAUGAAGAUGAUGACGAUGAAGAAGAUGAUGACGAUGCUGACGAUGAAGAAGAAGAAGAAGAAGAUGAUGAUGAAAAAGAUGAUGAUGACGAUGAAGAAGAGAAAGAAAACAAUGAAGGAGAUGACGAUGAAGAAGAAGAAAAAGGUGAUGAAAAAGAUGAUGAUGACGAUGAAGAAGAGAAAGAAGACAAUGAAGAAGAUGACGAUGAAGAAGAAGAAGAAGAAGGUGAUGAAAAAGAUGAUGAUGACGAUGAAGAAGAGAAAGAAGACAAUGAAGAAGAAAGAGAUGACGAUGAAGAUGAAAACGAUAGUGAUGAUGAUGAUGAGGAGAGCAUGUUCACAAAUUACAUGUUCAGAGUUCUUGUAAUAAAAUAUGAAGAAAAUAAUAAAAUCUUAGAAUUAGUUUUCAUUAAAUGCAAGCAGAUGUUUUAUUUUUAUGAGCAGUACCUACCCCACCACGCUAAGAGUCUGUUUGCUCAGAGAAUUAAAACCAUAAGAACUGCGUAUCGUUAUACUUGUGUUCUCGCUAAUGAUGAUGAUGAAGACGACGAUGAUGGAGAUGGUGAAGACAAAAAUAAGGAUGAUGAUGAAGAUAAAGAAGAUGAUAAAGACGAUCUAAAUGGUGAUGAUGAAGAUGAAGAGCCAGAUGAACAUGAUGAAGAUGACGAAAAUGAUGAUGGGGAUGAAGAAGAAGAUGAUAAAGAUAAUGUAGAUGGAGAUGAUGAAGAGCUUGACGAACAUGAUGAAGAUGAAGAAAAUGAUGAUGAGGAUGAAGAUGAAGAAGUAGAUGACAUUCACGGGGAUGGCAAUGUUGAUAUAAGAAUAAGAAGGAUUAAAACAAAACAUAUUAAUGAAGAUAAUGAUGAUUGA